AGCACUACACUCCAAAACACCACCGAGAGCCACAUAGCAUCAACCACACCUCCUCCUCCAUAUGCACCCUCCUCCCUCUUCCAUUCCUCCUCCUCCUUCUCCUCUUCAUAGAAGAGAGAGGAAGAUAAUUCUGUUGCUGUGAACAAGGAGGAGGAGAGGAGAGGCGAGAAGAGGGGAGGAGAAGAUGUUUGGGAGGGAUCCAUGGGGUGGAUCGCUGGAGAUAUCGAAUGCGGACUCGGCGACGGACGACGACCGGAGCCGGAACCUGCAGGACUACGACCGGGCGGCGCUGUCGCGGCAGCUGGACGAGACGCAGCAGAGCUGGCUCCUCGCGGCGCCCGGUGACCCCUCCGGCAAGAAGAAGAAGCGCUACGUCGACCUCGGCUGCGUCGUAGUCAGCCGCAAGCUCUUCCUCUGGACCGUCGGAUCCGUGCUCGGCAUCGGCCUACUUAUCGGCUUCAUCAUGCUCAUCAUCAAGACGGUGCCCCACCACCACCGCCCCCCGCCGCCCCCCGACGAGUACACGCAGGCGCUUCACAAGGCCCUUAUGUUCUUCAACGCCCAGCGCUCUGGCCCUCUGCCGAAGCAUAACAACGUGAGUUGGAGGGGGAACUCCGGCAUGAAGGAUGGUCUCUCGGACGACUCUGUCAAAAAGAAUCUGGUGGGAGGAUACUACGACGCCGGGGAUGCGAUCAAGUUCAACUUCCCCAUGUCCUUCGCCAUGACAAUGCUCAGCUGGAGCGUGAUCGAGUACAGUGCUAAGUAUGAGGCUGCUGGGGAACUCGAUCAUGUCAAAAAUAUCAUCAAGUGGGGCACUGACUACCUCCUCAAAACCUUUAAUUCCUCUGCUGACACUAUCGAUCGUGUCGUUGCUCAGGUUGGUCAAGGGGAUACUUCAAAGGGACCAGGUCCGAAUGACCAUUACUGCUGGGUGAGACCUGAAGACAUUGACUACCCCCGCCCGGUGUACGAAUGCCACAGUUGCUCUGAUCUUGCAGGAGAGAUGGCAGCUGCAUUGGCUGCAGCUUCGAUCGUGUUCAAGGACAGCAAGACUUAUUCCGAGAAGCUUGCUCAUGGUGCCAGGACUCUGUUCAAGUAUGGGAGAGACCAAAGGGGUAGAUAUAGCCCGGGAGGCUCCGAUCCUUCGCUCUUCUAUAACUCCACUAGUUACUGGGAUGAGUAUGUGUGGGGCGGUGCAUGGUUGUAUUUUGCCACCGGCAACUCCUCCUAUCUCCAACUUGCUACUGCUCCAGGCUUAGCCAAACAUGCAGGUGCCUUCUGGGGUGGCCCGGAUUAUGGAGUAUUCAGCUGGGACAACAAGCUUGCAGGUUCUCAAGUUCUUCUCAGCAGGUUGCGGCUGUUCCUGAGUCCAGGUUAUCCGUAUGAAGAAAUAUUGAGUACAUUCCACAAUCAGACAGGCAAUAUUAUGUGCUCAUACUUGCCGUAUUUUACAUCAUUUAAUCGAACCAAAGGUGGUCUGAUACAACUGAACCAUGGAAGACCUCAACCACUCCAAUAUGUUGUCAAUGCAGCUUUCCUUGCCUCGGUAUAUAGUGAUUAUCUUGAUGCUGCAGAUACACCAGGAUGGUAUUGUGGACCUAAUUUCUACUCGACCGAUGUCCUCCGUGAUUUUGCCAAGACCCAGAUUGAUUACAUCCUGGGCAACAAUCCUCAGAAGAUGAGCUACGUUGUUGGAUAUGGCAAACGUUAUCCUAAGCAUGUUCAUCACCGAGGUGCAUCGAUUCCCAAGAACGGGGUGAAGUACAGUUGCAAAGGAGGAUGGAAGUGGAGAGACACCAAAAAGCCGAAUCCUAACACCAUCGUUGGUGCCAUGGUCGCCGGUCCUGACAGGCACGAUGGAUUCAAAGACGUUCGGACAAACUAUAACUACACAGAGCCAACACUAGCAGGAAAUGCUGGUCUGGUUGCAGCACUGGUCUCUUUGUCUGGAGUAACGACCGGCAUUGAUAAGAACACUAUCUUCUCUGCAGUUCCUCCAAUGUUUCCUACUCCUCCACCUCCACCAUCAGCUUGGAAGCCAUAGUUUGAUACAGAAUCAAAACGUUCGAUGUUACACAGCAAAUAGGAUUGAUGACAUGAAAAAAUGAACACCAGGAGGUAGAUUGAAGGCCUCUUCAACUUGUUUGAUCUCAUCAGACAUGCAUUUUUUUGGUGGUGAUUUCUCUAGUUAUCUGUUAUAUCACAAGGUUGUUCUGUGCAUAAUGCAUAAAGCUGAGACUGAGAUGAACACAACAACAUGAACAUGAAUCUUUUGUCUUUUGAGUGCUUAUUUAUUGUUUGUUUGGAUA
Musa acuminata AAA Group (dessert banana) is the source of this 2309-nucleotide messenger RNA. RefSeq names its product endoglucanase 10. Lineage: Eukaryota; Viridiplantae; Streptophyta; Magnoliopsida; Zingiberales; Musaceae. The record is from RefSeq and is a predicted model, not a curated record. The transcript has 6 exons. Gene Ontology annotation, biological process: carbohydrate metabolic process. Gene Ontology annotation, molecular function: hydrolase activity, hydrolyzing O-glycosyl compounds. The coding region runs from base 185 to 2044 and encodes 619 amino acids.